Molecule: messenger RNA, 1620 nt
Organism: Camellia sinensis
Lineage: Eukaryota; Viridiplantae; Streptophyta; Magnoliopsida; Ericales; Theaceae
Source: RefSeq, a predicted model, not a curated record
UAUCCCAACAAACACCAACGAUCGACUCAGUAGAGAGAGAGAGAGAAAGUGAUCGGCAGUUGAGAAAACAAACUAAACGAAUUUUCUCGUUUCUUCGUUUUCCGCGCAUUCUCUUUCUCUCUGUCGCAUUCGAUCUUGCAUUUUCUCGCACUUUCUUGUCCGAGAAAGUUUCAUAGCUUUUCCCGAUCUGGUGAUUCCGGCGGCGUUUGCAAAUGGAGUCUCACGGCGCCGGACUACGCCGUGUUCUGGUGCUCGCCUUUUGCGUCGCCGGCAUUUGGUCGGCCUAUAUUUACCAAGGAGUCCUUCAAGAGACCGUGUCCACCAAGAGAUUUGGCCCAAACAAAGAGAGGUUUGAAAGCCUAGCAUUUCUGAAUCUGGCACAGAGUGUAGUUUGUUUCAUUUGGUCAUUUAUUAUGAUAAAGCUUUGGUCCAGUGGUAGUAGUGGCGGUGCUCCAUGGUGGAGUUACUGGAGUGCUGGCAUUACAAAUACAAUUGGCCCAGCUAUGGGGAUUGAAGCUUUAAAGUACAUCAGUUACCCUGCCCAGGUAUUUUCAAUUUGUUUCCAUAUUGGACACUUUCUAUGCAACUCUUUUGAUCUAUUUGUUGAGAGUUUAGCCCUUCUCCAUUGUCAAUAUCACUUGGGAAAUUUUAUGAUUUUGGCUCGAAAGAUUCAUCUAUCAGCUUCCGAAUCUGGCAUUGAUCAGUGGUUUCUGUGGUUAACAGAUGUGAUAUUUUCUCUUUAUGCAGUGAUGCUGAUGGGUAGCUUAGUUUAUGGUAUUAGAUACACUUUUCCAGAGUAUGUCUGCACUCUCCUGGUUGCUGGUGGUGUUUCUAUGUUUGCACUUGCAAAGACUAGCUCAAAGACAAUAAGCAAGCUGGCGCACCCAAAUGCUCCACUUGGAUAUGGGUUGUGUUUCCUUAAUCUUGCUUUUGAUGGAUUUACAAAUGCUACUCAAGAUUCAAUUACAUCAAGGUACCCGAAGACAAGUGCUUGGGACAUAAUGUUGGGUAUGAACUUGUGGGGUACCAUUUACAAUACAGCCUUCAUGUUUGGAUAUCCGGGCGCUAGUGGAUACGAGGCAGUUAAAUUCUGCAAGUUGCACCCAGAUGCAGCGUGGGACAUUUUUCUCUACUGCCUGUGUGGUGCAGUGGGUCAGAAUUUCAUUUUUCUAACCAUAAGUCGAUUUGGUUCUCUCACUAACACUACCAUCACUACAACUCGCAAAUUUGUCAGCAUUGUGGUGUCUUCACUUCUUAGUGGAAACCCGCUAUCUACAAAGCAAUGGGGGAGCGUUUUCAUGGUCUUCUCAGGGUUGUCGUACCAGAUUUACCUCAAAUGGAGGAAAUUGCAGAGAUUGCAGAAGAAGAGAAAGCCCAUGUGAAGUCCAUGAUAUAUUAUUGGUGUAACCGUAAGGUUCAAUAUCACAUUUUGAAUAUAGACGAAUGUAUCGGAGUAGAUCUUAUUUUUCAAGUCUCUCUACAUAUGCAGUUAGGGGAAGUUUUGACAUGUCAUGAGUUUUAAAACUAGUACCAGUUGGCUUCUGACUGAAAUUUGAUGUUAUUAAAUUUGUGAUAAUUAUGUGAGCAUUUGUUGUGUAUCUAUGUGUUUUGGUUUAUCUA